This is a messenger RNA of Cuscuta epithymum, 958 nucleotides long. The record is from the annotation of a GenBank genome assembly. NCBI's taxonomy places the organism in Eukaryota, Viridiplantae, Streptophyta, Magnoliopsida, Solanales, Convolvulaceae.
AUUUGAUUAGGCACAACGUUGCUUUUAAUGGAAAUGACAACACAGUGACUUGCACUUGUAAGCUGUUUUCAGAAGUUGGCAUUUUGUGUAGACACAUAUUGCGUAUAUAUAAUGUCCAUUGUGUGAAAUAUAUUCCUGAAGUUUAUAUACUGUCUAGAUGGACAAAGGCUGCUAUUUUGCAAAAUGUUAGUCCUCCUUUUACUCAAGGAACAUAUCUUAUGUGUGGGAAAGUAGUUGAAGAUUCUGUUUGGAGAGUGCAAAUGACCAGGAAGUUCAAUGCUAUAUUAGCUGCAAGUGCUGGUCUACCUGAAGCUAGGCAAGUAUGUGAGGAAGGGUAUAAAUCGAUCAAACACUCUUUAGAUAUUCAAAAAAGUGUUUCUUGUGGUGAUGAAUUUGGUUCUGCUCCAAAGACAAUACUUGAUCCUCCACGAUCUCGUCCUAAAGGUGAGCGAAAUAAAAGAAAAAGAAGCAUUGUUGAAAAACAAUGCAAAAUAGUCAAAGCUCGACGUUCUAAAUCUCAAAAUGUUGCCAGUAAUUCAAAAGAAGUUGCACAAUCUGUUGUUCAGGACACUGUCAGUUCUAUGGUUCCACAAGGUUAUCUUGUUCAUCCGGUUGGAGGAAUCACGACUUUGAUGAGUGUGUUUGGAUCUCCACAAGUUUUGGCUCCAUACUUCAUGCAAUCUAAUGCUGUGAACCAAAUGCAGAAUUAGUUUUAUUUUAAUUUUUGUUUUUUAUAGUAGAUACUUUUUCAGAGACAUGUUAUACCUUUCUUUUUGUUUUAAUGUUAAUGUUGGAGACAUUACUAGAGGAGUUACAUUUCAUUUUAAUGAGAUUUACAUUUCGUUUAGUGGUUGUUGACAUUUUGUUAUCCUUUGUUUCCUAUCAUGCUUACAGUCAAAUUUAUUAGCACAUUACUGGAUGAGUUACAUUUCAUUUUAAUCAGAUUUACAUUUCGUUU